AUGACCAACCUCGUGAUCCUCGACUUCGACGGCACAAUCUUCGACACUCGCGAAGCAAUCCAACACGCCGCAGCCCUAACCUUCACCACUCUCCUCCCCGACCACGAAAUCCCCUAUGCCAAAGCCCGCCGGCUGAUGGCCACCGGCGCCGGGCUGUCAGAGACCUUCCGCGCGCUCCACCCCGAUCCAUCAACAUUCAACGAGGAGGAAUGGGUCGCGACCUACCGCUCCCUCUACGCGGCGCACGAGGAGAAAUUCACGAAACCGUUCCCGGGUCUGGGUGAGCUACUGGAGGGGCUUCAUUCAAGACGGAUUGCCAUUGCGAUCGUGAGCAACAAGGCGGUUCCACCGAUUAAGACGGCGUUGGAGCGGACGGGACUAGCGGAGUUCGUUCCUGAGGUGCUGAUAAUCGGGGAUGGGACGCCGGGGGCGAAGAGGAAGCCAGACACGGCGAGUUUCGUGGAGGUGCUGGUGCCGCGGUUGAAGGGAGUAUACGGGGAAGGGUUUGAGGUAGACCCUAGCAGGGUGCUGAUGGUUGGGGAUACGAUUACGGAUCUGAAGUAUGCGCGCAAUAUCGGGGCGAGGGGAUGUUGGUGUCGAUUUGGGCAGGGCGAUAAGGAGGAAUGUGAAUCGUUCGGGCCGGAUUAUGCGGUGGAUUCGUUGGCGGAUGUUCUUGAGAUUGCGGUCAAGGAGUAG
Aspergillus lentulus is the source of this 696-nucleotide messenger RNA. RefSeq names its product HAD family hydrolase. The record is from RefSeq and is a predicted model, not a curated record. Gene Ontology annotation, biological process: dephosphorylation; DNA repair. Gene Ontology annotation, molecular function: phosphoglycolate phosphatase activity. Lineage: Eukaryota; Fungi; Ascomycota; Eurotiomycetes; Eurotiales; Aspergillaceae.